AUGGCCCAGCGGGAGCAGCUCAGCCUUCACUGGGAGCCCGCAGCUGUCCCUGCAGAGCCCGGGCUGGGCUGUGCCCGCGGUCCCAGCGCACACGCCGUGCCAGGCGAGACGGGUGCAGGGGCUGUGCCCUCCAACCCCUCCAGCGGGACGGGCUGUCCCCACAGCGCCCUUGGGAACCCGCCCGGCUCCACACACCGGGCUGCGCUCCCGCUCCCGUGCCCGGGACAGCGGCUGUGCGGACUUGUUGCUGCCGCUGCCCCCGCCCGCCGCUCCCGGCCGAGCUCCUGUGCAGAAUCAGUGACACCAGAGUCGGUUUCUCCUUAUGUUUUAUAUUCCUUUUCCUCCUGCAGCUCCUGGCUGCCCCAGAGGGUCCCGCUCCGAGGGAAUCACUGGCAGAGCUCAUUGCUGGAACUCAGGACAUCCCUCCCUGUGAGAGCACAGCCAAAGAAGAAGAAGAAAGUGGAUGUGAAGAAAGAGCAAGCACAGAAGGARCGUAUGAAGAAGAAGAUUAAAAAGUUAGAAAAAGCUGCCCCAGAACUUAUUCCAAUUGAGGAUUUUAUAACACCACUGAAGUACUCAGAAAGCAACAGGGUGCGGAGUCUUCCCGCUCUUUCUCCUGAAGAGUCUGAGAGAAGAGUUUUACUCCUGAAGAAGUGGUGCGUGUUUAAGCAGAAACAAGAUGAAGCAGAAAAGAAAGCAAUUAAGGCCCUUGUGGAAUCACAGCAAGAGGCACUGCAGGAACUGCGCCUGGAAUCCGAGGAGCUGUACCAGGCAGCAAUCMGGAGGGAUGAGGGGCUUCUCCCCUUCGAGAGGGAUGGACCCAGUUACACCCCUCCCCUUCCUGGCUACGACCCCCCUGAAGGAAAGUGCGUGGACAUCACCAAGGUGUACACRCAGUGAUGGAGGAGCUCCUGGUUCAGCUGCCAGGAGGUGCUCAGCUGACUGCAGGAAGAGUGGAGUAAGAAUAAACAAUGCUUCCUGCAGGUUACAACACUGCAGGGUGUGACUGUAAAAAAAAAAUAA
Messenger RNA from Malurus melanocephalus (red-backed fairy wren), 1023 nucleotides. It is a transcript of the gene MRPL40, whose product is annotated as mitochondrial ribosomal protein L40. The transcript is spliced from 4 exons. Lineage: Eukaryota; Metazoa; Chordata; Aves; Passeriformes; Maluridae. The coding region runs from base 1 to 900 and encodes 299 amino acids. Gene Ontology annotation, cellular component: mitochondrial large ribosomal subunit; mitochondrial ribosome. The record is from RefSeq and is a predicted model, not a curated record.